Messenger RNA from Heterobilharzia americana, 831 nucleotides. Lineage: Eukaryota; Metazoa; Platyhelminthes; Trematoda; Strigeidida; Schistosomatidae. The record is from the annotation of a GenBank genome assembly.
AUGGGAGCUGCCACUACAAUGCAACUUAGUGGGACAUUUGACGUUAAGCUAGGUAAAAGUUUCUUGGAUCGAGAUUCAACAUCUUAUAUGACAUCGAGGUUUGACUUUAUGCCCGCUUCUGUGGAUCGCUCACAACCUGGAUCAAUGAAAGUAAAUGAAAGCAAGGAAGUUAUUGUCAACUUACCAAAUAUUCCAAACACUGGAACCGAUGCAACAACUGUGUUUCGUGGAACUGCCCGCCCUGUUCAAAAGGAAUGCUUUUUAAUCUAUAAUAAAAAGACCCACGAAUUGACAUUGGAGCGGAUCGCACAUACCGUAUUGUUAAAGAAAACUCGAGAAGAACGGAAAUCUGAUGCUUCUUGUCCUCUUAACUCAGAGCUGACACAGUUUCACUCUUUACCUGGACGUUCAGAUCAAGACUCAAGAUCUGUUCGACCUUCUGCCACCAAAAGGAAGUCUAAUGAUCCUGAGAUAUCUGUACCUUCUAGUAAUGCAGUUCAACAGUCUUCACAGAAAAAGCCAACACACUCGAGAACACUCAGCAGUAGCAGUAGUAGUAGUGGUACCACUAGCAGCAGUAGUAGUAGCAGUGGUAGUAGUUGCGACAUGGAUGUCGAAUCAUCGGAGAGUAACGACGACAGUGCAUCAGACAGCGGUUCAAGUUCUUCCACUCUCAGCAGUUUAUCAAGUGGUAAGAAUAAGUCAAAAAGUAAGCCAUCUUCGAAUGUAAAAUCUGAUACGAAAACUGUUAAUGCCAACUUAGCAGCUCAUCGCAAAUUAAUUGAACAUGAUCUGAAGCUAAGUGAUUCUGACUCUGAUUGUAGUGCAUAG